This is a messenger RNA of Seriola aureovittata, 6256 nucleotides long. It is a transcript of the gene ca16b, whose product is annotated as carbonic anhydrase XVI b. The record is from RefSeq and is a predicted model, not a curated record. The coding region runs from base 616 to 4839 and encodes 1407 amino acids. Gene Ontology annotation, biological process: protein dephosphorylation. Gene Ontology annotation, molecular function: protein tyrosine phosphatase activity; protein binding. Lineage: Eukaryota; Metazoa; Chordata; Actinopteri; Carangiformes; Carangidae. The transcript has 29 exons.
UAGGAUGGGACCAGUAGCCAGAUAUCCAUGCAUGCCUGACCGCUAGUCUACUUCCUGGAUGGAAGAAUGGGACGUUUCCAGCACCACUUUUCUUCGCAUUGUGUUUUGCCCUUCGUCACGCUGACGCCGCGGAUAAUCACUUAAUAAUGAUCACGUGUAAUCAAUAUUAUUCGACCACUUUUUCUCUCUUCUUGUAGUUAAAGACAGCGAUUGAUCGCCGAUUGACCCCUCUACACUUCGGGAAUGUCGCUAUCUGGAAGCCCGCUACAGGCACGGUGGAGUCCGACAGCAGAUUUUGAACUGUUUCUGCACAGCCGUGGUGUGCGUAACGUUUUAUUCCUCGAAGCUAAAAACAGCCGCUGCUCGGACUGGAGGCGAACAAAUUAGUCUUUUUUUUAACAGCAGUGACUCUGUAGUCUCACCGCUUACCAUUACUUUGAUGCUCUGCCUUCGUGGCUGCUGUGCCAACUUCGUUUCAGCCUCGACCGAGUGUAUGUGAUUUUCUUUUCUUUUUUUUUUUUUUUGGUUGUUUUUUUUUUUUUUGUCAAAGAAGAGAAAAGACUGAAAAACUUUGUCACCCGUUGCCUUCUUGUUGCUCUCGAUGAGUAGUCUAACAUGCGGAGAAUACGGGAACCGAGUUACUGGUGGAUUUUAUCCCUAAUGUUUUUAACCUUGCCCAAACACAAAGACUGUCAUCCUGUUGCAUCGGGUGACCGGCCUAACUAUGCUGGAGACGGGCAUCAUGGGAGUACAGGCGUAAUGAGGGAGAGGAGGGCAGCUGAUGACCCUUACUGGUCCUAUUCAGGAAGCCAUGGACCUCGAGGGUGGGCAGCCUCAUAUCCAGAAUGUGCUGCGAAGAACCAAUCACCUGUGGACAUCGCAGAUGAACAAGCUCUGGUUUCAGAGGAGUACCAAGAGCUUGUGCUCGACAAGUUCAACACGGAGUCAUCCAACCACACCACCAUGAAAAACACAGGAAAGACAGUUGCUGUUCUCCUGAAGGAUGACUACUUUGUGAGAGGUGCUGGACUGCCAGGCCGCUUUAAGGCUGAGAAGAUGGAGUUUCACUGGGGCCAGAGUAAUGGAUCAGCAGGCUCAGAACACAGCAUAAGUGGCAGAAGGUUCCCUGUAGAGAUGCAGAUCUACCUUUACAAUUCAGAUGACUUUGACAGCCUCAGUGCUGCCAUCAGGGAAAGACGCAUCAUCGCUGCCAUGGCCGUCUUCUUUGAGCUGGGCCAAAAAGACAAUCCAGCUGCCGACCCCAUCAUCCAGGGACUGAAAGGAGUAGUGCAUCAUGAAAAGGAGACCAACCUCAGGUCUUUCAUCCUGAGGGAUCUGUUGCCGUCAUCAGUGGACAGUUAUUACCGAUACACCGGUUCCCUGACCACGCCGCCCUGCAGCAAGGUAGUGGAGUGGAUCAUCUUCUCCAGGCCGGUGUAUCUGUCCCACUCGCAGCUGGAGGCCUUUUACUCCAUCUUUACAACGGAGCAACAGGACCAUGUCAAGUCUGUAGAGUACCUUAGGAACAACUUCCGGCCCCUGCAAGACCUGGACAGUAGGAAAGUCUUUAAAUCGGCUGUGAAAGAUGCAUGGCAGAAGGAUUUGACUGAGAUCAUGCGAAGCCCUCACAGCACUGAAGCUUCAAGAGUGUGCAGCAGUGCCCCAGUGAGCAUGAAGAUCCAGCCGCUGAACCAGACGGCAUUGAUGGUGAGCUGGGAACGCCCUCUGACCAUCUACCACCCACCAAUCACCAGUUACAUGGUCUCCUACAGCUGGGUGAAACGUGAUGUUGCAGAUGAAAAUACCUUCACCAAGACCGGGGACCAGAGCAUGAAAGCAGUCAUCACUAAUGUGUCCCCUGACAUCCUGUACCUGUUCAGAGUGCAGGCAGUAUGUCAACAUGACCUGCGCAGUGAUUUCAGCCAAACACUGCUGUUCAGAGCUAAUACAACAAGAAUAUUUGAAGGGUCUCGUAUUGUGAAGACCGGGAUGCCCACGAUUUCUCCAGCAUCCCCGGCAGACAUGGCUCCAAUAAGCUCUGGUUCCUCCACUUGGACGUCAUCUGGCAUCCACUUCUCCAUCGUCUCCAUGGCAACGGGGAUGGGCCCCUCCUCUAGUGGCAGCCAGGCCACAGUGGCAUCAGUAGUGACAAGCUCCCUGCUGGCAGGCUUGGGCGUUGGCGGAGGGGUCAUUUCUUCUUUGCCCAGUUCUGUCUGGCCCACACAUGCUCCACAAGCCACUCAGAACCCCACCCGUCCAUCCGCUGCGCCUGAAAAGUCCAGCACUGAGCAGGCAGCACCCCAGGGCUCAGAGACAGACUCUCCGUCUGAGGAGAACCAGCCUGCACAUAAAGGUGAGGAAGGGGAAGAUGAGGGCGAGGGAGAGGGGGAGCCAGAGGACGACGAGGAUGAGAAGAAGAGAAAGAACAAGACUACACCUGAUAAUGAGGAAAAGCAAGUGAACCACACUGUGGCCAAAGAGCCUUUAGUACCCACCCCCGCAUCCACAGCCAAAGAGAAAGGGGAAGGGAGGCCUACAGUCAAAGGCACCACAAUACCUGCAAGCACCAGCGAUGAGCAGUUGGUCAACAUAGAGAAGAAUCCCACAGAUGUAAAUACAGUCUCCACUCAGGAGCCCCGUAAUGUCAGUGCUGAGAUGCAGAUUCCCCAGAGCUCCACACUGUCUCCGAAGAGCGGGAGUGAUGGAAGGAGUCUCUGGCCUUUCUCUGUCCACACUGACAGGACCACUUUGUCCAACAUUACCCGAAGUCCUCCUCCGGGGAUGGGCAGGAUGGUGUGGAUUGUCCCCUUAGUGGUGGUGUCUGCUCUCACUCUGCUUUGCCUCAUAAUGCUGCUGAUUGUGAUGGUCUACUGGAGGAGAUUUUUCCAGACAGCUCACUUCUAUGUGGAGGAGAGCAGUUCUCCACGGGUGGUGGCCAAUGAGAAUAUUCCAGUCAUUCCUAUACCAGACGACAUGGAGGCCAUCCCUGUUAAGCAGUUUGUUAAACACAUCAUGGAGCUCUAUAAGAAUACCCUACAAGGUUUCGCUGAAGAAUUUGAGGAGGUCCAACGCUCGACAGCAGACCUGAAAAUUACAGCAGAGCAUUCCAAUCAUCCUGACAACAAGCACAAAAACCGAUACAUCAACAUUGUGGCCUAUGACCACAGCAGGGUGAAAUUACGAGCCCUGGCAGGGAAAGAUGCAAAACAUUCAGAUUACAUCAAUGCCAACUAUGUGGAUGGAUACAACCGUCCCAGAGCGUAUAUAGCUGCUCAGGGUCCUCUCAAGUCUACAUUUGAGGAUUUUUGGAGGAUGGUAUGGGAGCAGAACACUGGAAUCAUCAUCAUGAUCACAAACCUGGUGGAGAAAGGGAGAAGGAAAUGUGACCAGUACUGGCCGACAGAGAACAGUGAGCAGUAUGGAAACAUUGUGGUGACGCUGAAAAGCACCAAAGUGCACGCCUGCUACACACUGCGGCGUUUCCUUAUAAGGAACACUAAAGUUAAAAAGGGCCAAAAGGGGAAUCCAAAAGGGAAGCUAAAUGAACGUAUCGUGGUCCAGUAUCACUACACUCAGUGGCCUGACAUGGGAGUACCGGAGUACACCCUCCCUGUGCUCACCUUCAUCAACCGCUCAUCAGCGGCUCGCACUGCAGACAUGGGACCUGUCUUGGUUCACUGCAGUGCAGGGGUUGGGCGCACAGGAACGUACAUUGUCAUUGACAGCAUGCUGCAACAGAUCAAGGACAAAAGCACAGUCAGCGUCCUGGAUUUUCUCAAACAUAUCCGCACACAACGCAACUACCUAGUCCAGACUGAGGAGCAGUAUGUUUUCAUCCACGAUGCUCUGAUGGAGGCCAUCCUGAGCAGAGAGACAGAGGUGCCUGCCUGGCAGCUCCACAGUUAUGUCAACAGCAUUCUCAUGCCCAACUCGACAGGCCGCACACGGCUGGAGAAGCAGUUCAGGCUGCUGACUCAGUGCAACACGCGCUUUGUGGAGUGCUUUAGCGCCCACAAAGACUGCAACAAGGAGAAGAACCGCAAUUCCUCAGUGGUUCCCUCGGAGCGAGCAAGGGUCGGACUCACCACUCUGCCUGGAAUGAAAGGAACAGAUUACAUUAAUGCAUCCUACAUAAUGGGUUACUACAGGAGUAACGAGUUCAUCAUUACCCAGCAUCCCUUACCCCACACUACCACAGACUUCUGGAGGAUGAUUUGGGAUCAUAAUGCUCAGAUUAUUGUCAUGUUGCCUGACAACCAGGGACUGGCUGAGGAUGAAUUUGUUUACUGGCCAAGUCGGGAAGAGGCCAUGAACUGCAUCGCCUUCACUGUCACACUCAUCAGUAAGGACAGACUGUGCCUCUCCAACGAGGAGCAGAUCAUCAUCCACGACUUCAUCUUAGAGGCCACACAGGACGACUACGUUCUGGAGGUGAGACAUUUUCAGUGCCCUAAAUGGCCGAACCCUGACGCCCCUCUCAGCAGCACCUUCGAGCUCAUCAGUGUCAUCAAGGAGGAGGCCAUGACCCGUGAUGGUCCCACCAUCGUGCACGAUGAGUAUGGAGCAGUGUCAGCAGGAAUGCUCUGCGCCCUCACCACACUGUCCCAGCAGCUGGAGAAUGAGGGAUGUGUCGACAUCUAUCAGGUGGCUAAGAUGAUCAAUCUCAUGAGGCCGGGAGUCUUCACUGAUAUAGAGGAGUACCAGUACCUUUACAAAGCCAUGCUCAGCCUGGUCGGUAACAGAGAGUGUGGCCUGAGCCCCAUGCACAUGGACACUAAUGGAGUGGUGGUGAUUGCAGAUGAGUCGGACCCUGCAGAGAGCUUGGAGUCGCUCGUCUGAGGACAUUCUUACGGGCACUUAAUUUGUAAAAAUCUGAGAACUUUUCUGAGGCCUUUUUUGCCAGACUAUUGAUUAAAUGAAUAACCUUAUUACUUUUUAUACUGAUAAAUGUUUUUUGAUAUUUAUGUUUUUGCCCUUUAUUUCUUGUCUUAAAUGUUAUCCUGCUGAGCGUUUGCACCUGUUUAAGUUGACGUGAGGAAAAAGCAGCUCUGUCCAGUUUGCACUAUACUAUCAGUGUUACUGCCUAAAUCCAGCGAGUUAAAUCCUGGCUACAUGACGAAACUGGGAUCUUUGGACCGCAAUGAGACGAACCUGAAGCAUGAAGACCAGGAGAGUUAAGGCGAUCCACCUACAAUAAUGUCUCAAAGAUGAACAUCGCAUCACAACGUAGCCCAGCAUGCAUUAUGUCACUUUGUCACCUCGAUCAAACUAACUGUUUUCAGGCUUCGCUCCACAUGCGUGAAGCUCUUUAUCACACGUGAAGAGACUCUUACCUGCCUAAUAUUCAUAUAUUGUCCAAAUAUCUCACUGCUGUCUUGUAUAAUGUACUUAUGGCUUAUUUUGUUAAAGUGUGUUACAACAUCUAAUGUGAACAUUUAUUGCUUUUUACAGGGAUUUAUAUUGUUAUAUUGUUUUGUAAUAUAUAUAUAUAUAUAUUAUAUCCUUAAUAGCCAGCCAAUGUUGUUGUUUUUUUUUUCUUUUUUGUUCUGUUUUUUUUAGUACUUUUGCCUACAUGUAUUUGUCCACUGGCCUUGGUGUAGAUUCAUAUUUUUGGAGAUUCUGUAGCUUAUCAUGAAUUGCCUACACAGCUCCAUGUUUUAUUUUUCCGCUUUUCUAAUCUCAGCUAUCAAAGCUCAGCUGUUGUAACACAUGUAAUAAGUAUCUGUAUUGACACAAUGCAGUGCCUACAAAAAGUAUUCACCCCACACAAAGUUUUUCAUGUUUUGUUUUGCAACAUUGAAUCACAGUGGAUAUGAUUAUGAUAUAUUAUUAUUUAUUUUUGACAUUGAUUUAAGAGGGGAAAAAAACAAUGUCAAAGUGAAAACAAAUGUCCACAAAUGGAUCGAAAUUGAAUACAAGUACAAAAUUGAUUGUGCAAGUGUUCACCACCUACGAGACAAUAAUUAUUAUAGGAACCUUUGGCAAAAAUUACUACAACUAUUAUGAUCUUUGUAGAUGGGUCUGUAUCAGCAUUGUACAUUUUGUACAUUUGGACACUGCAUUUCUCUCUUUCUUCUGUCAAACUCUGUGACUGAGGCAGCAUUGCUCAACUCCUGCCAUUAAUUCUGGACUGGAUUGAGGUCUGGACUCUUAUUUUGUCACCCAAGACAUUAAAAUUGUUGUUUUUAAAAACACUACUGCAUAGUUUUGGCUUCAUAUUUGUCUUGAAGGAAAAUAAACUUGCAGUUCUCCCAGA